Molecule: messenger RNA, 1428 nt
Organism: Alternaria arbusti
Lineage: Eukaryota; Fungi; Ascomycota; Dothideomycetes; Pleosporales; Pleosporaceae
Exons: 3
Coding region: 1-1428 (475 amino acids)
Source: RefSeq, a predicted model, not a curated record
AUGGAGGGUACAAGGCGGGUAUCGUAUCCCCCAAUCCAAGGCCCUACGCUGGACGCUCCCUCAAUCAAGGACAAUACAGCCCCCCCGAGCGUUGCACGCGAACCGCCGGAUGCCCGCCGCAGUCCCUCCCCGCAGCCUUCCGAGGACGGUCUCUUUACGAAAAGCUACUACGAGGGCCUCGCUGAACGCUGGGGAGUCACGGUAGCCGAGUUCAAUUAUCGAGAAGACAGACCACGGUUUUGGCUGCGCGACUUAGAUCGCACUGGCCUUGACCACGAUGAAUGGUCACUCUCGCGAUGGGCGCUGGCGUACUACGAUAAAUAUCCCGACGAGAUGGAGGACGAACGGACGCGCAACCAUUACGAGCGUGGUACAGGAAAGCCGAGGGUGAAGCCGUUCGUGGACAUCAAGGAAGUGACGCCACUUGUGAGAGGUAGCGACGGGAACUUCAAGCCGGCUACCAACUGGCAAGAGGUACCUGAUGAGCCUACAGUCGACCUCGGCGGUCCGUCACACUGGUAUACCAAAGCACCAAAGCCGCGGAGUAAUUGGCUCGAGACGCUCAGUCGAACACCCAACACGACAGGGCCACAGCGUCCUCAGCCUCGUGCACGCCCCGAUCGCAAGGUCCACCGUCUUCAGGCCCCGCAUGGCCACCAGUAUCAACCUGUCGAUGAGCCCUCAAGCAGCAGCUCUGAACUGGGAACCGGACUUCCUGGGGUCGACGAGGGCUUCGCAGCGCCAACGGGCGUUGGAGACGCCGGCUUCUCACUAGCCGCGGAGGGUGCAUGGCCGAUAGAACUUGACGACUAUUUCGCUGAAGGUUUCGAGGAGCGCCUCGUAGAUGUUGAUGGAGACGAUUUCGAAUAUCAUCUCGGAGACGGUUUGAAAGACGACCUUGAAGACGAAGGCAGCGAAGAUUUUCCCAUCAAACCUCAAGACAUUUUGGAAGAUGACGAUGAAGAUGGUAUUGCGGACGGUGUUCAGGACAGUGCUGAAGGCGCUGCUGAAGACAGCAUCGAAGACGCUCCCCAAGCCAACCCCAAAGACGAUCCUAUCCAUGGCCUCGACGACACCUCCAUGCUGAGCGACAUGUCAGCGCCUGACGAAGACCUCGCACUACAGAUGUACCGUGAAGACCUCGAAAAGCUCCGUUCGCACUUGAUCAAGGAGUCAAGAGACAGUCUUUGGCGUUCUUUCUCCUUCGACACCAGAGAAGAAUACGAGACAGCGCUUCCACUUUACAACAAAGGGCUACCGAAACUCGGCAACAAAGAAGCUGAGGUGGUGAGUCUAGAGGAUGCGAUGAAGGCACGAAGGGACUAUGACGAGUAUCUCCGCAAGCAUGUGCCGAAGCCUGCAGACAAAACGAAGGAGCCUUCGCCUUCGACGGUAGGAGGAAGUCUUGUUGGCCUAGAGGACAUGUAG